Mesitornis unicolor (brown roatelo) is the source of this 807-nucleotide messenger RNA. Its product is annotated as zinc finger protein GLIS3-like. Gene Ontology annotation, biological process: regulation of transcription by RNA polymerase II. The record is from RefSeq and is a predicted model, not a curated record. Gene Ontology annotation, cellular component: nucleus. Gene Ontology annotation, molecular function: RNA polymerase II cis-regulatory region sequence-specific DNA binding; DNA-binding transcription factor activity, RNA polymerase II-specific. The annotation marks the transcript as partial. The transcript is spliced from 5 exons. Lineage: Eukaryota; Metazoa; Chordata; Aves; Mesitornithiformes; Mesitornithidae.
UUUGAGGGUUGCAAGAAAGCCUUUUCCAGACUAGAAAAUCUGAAGAUUCACUUAAGGAGCCAUACAGGUGAAAAGCCUUACCUUUGUCAGCACCCUGGCUGCCAGAAAGCAUUCAGCAACAGCAGCGACCGCGCCAAGCACCAGAGGACACACUUGGACACUAAACCGUAUGCAUGUCAGAUUCCAGGAUGCACUAAACGUUACACAGAUCCAAGUUCCCUGAGAAAGCAUGUGAAAGCACAUUCCUCCAAAGACCUACAAGUCAGGAAAAAGUUGAGAUCAAGCUUGGACAUUGGCCAGGACAUCCUGAAUGACUGCCCUGCAAUCCAGCCCCUCCAGCCAGCCCCGUCACCAAAUGAUGCUGCAGACAAUACCAUGAGAUGCUCCGCAGAGCCUGCUCACAAUAUUUACCCAGCAACUGUGUUCUCCAGCACACAGACAAGUCAAAGUGGAACAGCAGCAGGGACAGUGUCCUCAUCCCACCCCAGCAGCCACCCCUCCUCAGGACGUAAUGUACAGGAUAGUCCUCUGCAUCUUCCCCCCCAGUUACCUCUUCUGUCAGCUGUGGACUUGGAGAGGUCUGUUGCUCCAGCACCUUCUCCUCACCACAUCAGCGCCCAGAGAAUGUCAGUUCCACAUCCCAUGAUGCAGAGACAGACUCCACAACCUACACACCUUCAACAGCCUGCAGAAAUGCCUCUAAAGAUGUACCAGCCAACAGCAAACCCUUCUUGUCAACCAAAUAGUCUCCACAUCCAAGGUAAGAAGGAAGAAUCUUCAUCACUCAUGUUACUUGUUUCUCACUGA